Messenger RNA from Fimicolochytrium jonesii, 1090 nucleotides. RefSeq lists its product as uncharacterized. Bases 1 to 678 code for a protein of 225 amino acids. The transcript has 2 exons. The record is from RefSeq and is a predicted model, not a curated record. Lineage: Eukaryota; Fungi; Chytridiomycota; Chytridiomycetes; Spizellomycetales; Powellomycetaceae.
AUGGAGCCUAGACCCCGUUUGGGUUCGGGCAAUUACGAUACGGGUAGCCCAGUUCCGCAACGUACCCGACUCUACGGUCAAUCUACUCCUCCUUCCACGGCCGGCCAGAAGCUUACCCAUGCCGACUUGAAACAGCUCCUGGAGGAACAACAGGACAACUUUAGAGCCAUGUUUGACGACUUUCUAUCAUCGCUUGGUGAUACCAUUGGUCCGCUCGUGAGGGAUAUCAUUCAGGAUGAACUACGUUCGCAAUUGGGCAGGACUCCGGUGGACCUCACCAACAUGACAGCCAGCACUUCAGCCACUUCAGCGGCACGACCAAAUGCAACCAAACCCGCCAGCAGAGUCCCGAAGGUACUCAAUCAGUUAGUCAAAGAGUUCCUCAAUGGCUUUAUACCUGGGUAUUCAAGUCUCACACCGGCCGACGUGACCAAGUAUGGCGCUGGAAACACCGGGGCCAGGCAGCUGUUGACCGACCUCACCGAUCCUCAUCGAACGAGGCCACAGUUUGCGGCAGUAGAGGACGCCAUCUCGAGCUUCAUGGACUAUGAGCCCCAGAUACGCCAGCAUAGUCUCGCCAAAGUGACUGAAGAACUCCUCUCGGUCGUCCGCAACCGACUCACCAACAUGGAAGCUGGGAGGAUUAAGGUCAAGUCUUGGUCAAGGAGACGAUGUUGAUGAGGAGUAGGCCUCAUCUACACACAGGCAAUUGGUGCGGGAAUCGUAUAUACCCCGUCGUGAAACUUCUAUCCCCGGUACUACCACAAGGUUGGCGGUCCAUGGAAUCUACGUCAAGUGGCUCGGAGGCGUCGAUGUCAAACAACUCAACGUCGACAAGAUAAGGCAUUCCACGUUAUUGACCGGAUGCCUUUUUAGAUGUAUAUGAACAUGAACAUGUACAUAGCGCUUGUGGGUCUUUACAAUGUUUUGUUUGCUCAUGCAUACGUAUGCAUAUGGGAACGUUUAUGCAUCAAUAUGUGCGUAAAUGCGUGUCUCUACUUACCUGCGCUGUGGUGAAGGCUUUCAGAGAUUGUUUGGGGGUUUGCGUUGAUGUGCGAGGGUGGAAGUGUGCGCAAUUGUGCGCUAUUGU